AUGAAUAAAUACGAUGUUCUGGAAAUUACAGGAAAAUGUGUUGGUAGUAAUGAUUUAUACGAAUUACAUAAAACAUUGAAAGUGAUGCGCGAAAAAGCGUUGAAAUAUGAAGAGCAGUCAAAACAAGUUCAAGCCGAAGUAAGCAGUUGUCGAGAAAAUAUACAACGAUUGGGACAAAACAUUUCAAAACAAGGUCGAAUUGAACUAAAAAGAAAAGCUGUCCGAUAUGGUGAAUUUAAAGCAUAUUUGAAAUACCAAGAUCGAGUUUCAAUGUAUCAGCGCUCAGUCCAAGCAUGGAAGAAGCUUAAGGUGAUUAGAACUGAGAUAAAAUUUAAAUUUAAAUCUUCACAAGAGAAAAUGAAUGAAUGGUCUCAAGAUGUUGAAAAGAGUAAUGAAGUCUACCAGAUAAAACUCGAGCAAACUAAAGCCCAAAAUCCAAGUUUAGCAAAUGCUAUCGAUACAUUGAUCGAAAAUCAUCGUUAUGUAAUUGAAAAAAUACGUAAACAAUUACGUAAUAAAAAACAUGAAGAAAAACACCGAAUGGAAAAUGUUCAGGACAUUAGUGCUCAAAUUGAAAAGUUAUACAACCAAUUGAGAACAGUGAAUCAAAAUUCUAACGAUAAUCAAUCUUUAGAUGUACGUGUUGAAUGGAAUCGAUUAGAAAAACAACGUAACAGAUUGAUUCAAGAAAGUCAUGUUUUACGACUUCGUGAUGAACAAAUAAAUGAUGAUUUGAGAAAAUUGCAUGCACAGCCAGCACAUAAACAAUGUGAAUUAGAAUCAAUACAAAAUAUGCGUCUACAAAGUCUACAGUUAUCUGAUCCAGAUAGUUAUAAAGCUGUUAUAUGGUAUCGAAACAAUAAAAAUUUGUUUAGAAAACGGGUGUAUGUACCAAUGAUUUUAUCACUGAAUAUCGAAGAUCAAGAUAUGGCAAAAUAUGUUGAAUUUAUCAUACCGAAACGUGAUUUAACAGCUAUGUUUAUCUUUGAAGAUACUGACGAUAUGAAAUUAUUCAUUAAUGAAUGUCAUACAAAGCAAGACUUAGUUGUUUACGUUUCAACUAUACCACAACUGACACUGCAAGAUUUUAAAACACAAGUACAACCAAUUGCAUAA
This is a messenger RNA of Didymodactylos carnosus, 1116 nucleotides long. The record is from the annotation of a GenBank genome assembly. Lineage: Eukaryota; Metazoa; Rotifera; Eurotatoria; Philodinida; Philodinidae.